Messenger RNA from Chelonoidis abingdonii (Abingdon island giant tortoise), 2796 nucleotides. It is a transcript of the gene C2H18orf63, whose product is annotated as chromosome 2 C18orf63 homolog. The record is from RefSeq and is a predicted model, not a curated record. NCBI's taxonomy places the organism in Eukaryota, Metazoa, Chordata, Testudines, Testudinidae.
AUGAAUGGCACAAGACACCAGUCGCUGUUCUUCGUCAAUCUGCCUGAGUUACAAAAACUCUGUGCCGUUAAGGUUACACUGAAUUCUAAAUUGGCAGAAAAUGAGAUUAGGAAUACACAGAUGAAGAUUUGCAGGCAAUUGUUAUUUCUUCAUCAAGACAUCCUUUCCUCACCUGUCCCUGGAACACUGAAUCAAAUUUCAGUUGUAAUGGCGAUAUCUUUUUACAAAACAGGAAAAUGUCAGGCUUAUGUUGAGAAACAUGGAGCUACAAUUGAGGCUCCAGAGAGAGUUGGCCCAGCCAUCCUUCAACCAUGUCUCUGUUACACACUUAUAACCCGACUUGCCCCCAGCUGGAAUAAGGCUGGUCAUCUGUUGGUACAAGGAAACAAAUUUUUGUCUCAUAUGGGAAGGCAAAAUGCUGUUGUCAUGGACCUCAAUGUAUCGGAGACCCAACUUUGCAUCAGUGUAGAGGCUUGCACAAUUCGACUACCGCCACCCAAGCUGGAAGACUUUGACAUUUCAGCAAACAUCUUAGAAAUAUUUGACAACAAUAAAAAUACAGUCAUUCAGAGACACUCCAUUUUAAGUAACUGGUGCUAUGUCUUGCCAAGCAUGAAAAUGGGUCAGAUCAUAAGUAUUAGCCAUAUAAUUCCACCAGAGUCUCCUUUUCAUUCAUACAAAGAUUUUCAGAUGCACUGGAAGAAUCUGUAUGGGUAUAUCCUUCCAGAGGAUCAUGGAGAGACAAAAAUAUAUUGCAGUGUUUACUUCAAACUGAUAGGGGAACGGCUCUUUACAUAUCCUUUAUAUAUAUUUUCUUUUUUAUUUUGCAUAAGAAGCCAACCAGUCCAAUAUUUUAAUAGAAUAGAUUUAGAAGGUGUGUUAAACUCUUUUCUUUCUGACCUAAAGUCUAAACUUCCUCAUCUAUGUGGAUUUCCAGUAAAAAUGACAAGUAAAGCAUUGUAUGCUACAAAGGAACUCAUCAAACAUCCCAUGCAUGGAGUAAAUGCCAAGCCUGCAAAUCUGACUGGCAAACCGAUAUGCAAGGGAUCUCUGACUCAGGUACCUCCAAGGAGAGAGACUUUGCAGCAGACUUCUUCAAAAGGCAGUUCAAGAAUUAGCCACAGGAUGGAGCUUUUGAUCAAUCAGCCAAAACAAUGUAUUUUCUCAAAUCUCAUUCGGUGUCCAGAGGAUUCUGUUGCUGAGGCCAUGAAGAAAACAGUGCAUAGUAGACAGCAGCAGCAGACUCCAGGAGCGUCAGGGGUACCAGGUCACUCAAAUGAAUCCUUAAGAAUGUCUAAGAAUUCAUCUGUGGAUUCUCAAAGGAACAAUGCCACUAGAAUUAUACCUAUUUUCAAAGGAAAAUUGUUGCAAAUGGAUGUAAAGGCCACAAGAGCCAAUGAAGGAAAGAAAAAAGUGAGUGUUUUACAGCAUUCUCCAAAAGUAGUUAGAGAUGUCACCAUGUCUAAAUUAACUGUAUGCAACCCCAGUGUAAAUCAGGUAUACAAACCUGUCCAAAUUGUGUCAUUCAAAAAUCCUACUAAUGGCACUAUUGCUCAGAGAAUGACUGGGAAAACAAGUGUAAAAAGUGGUAGAUCUGUAUGUGACCAGAAAAAAGAAACUAGUAAGCAGCUGACAAAUUCUGCUUUUUCUAAUAGCCCAUCUUCAGGUAGGAAUUCAAGUAGAGGCAAACCUGAGAAGAUAAAUUAUUCUUCAUUAUCUGCUAAUGACAAAUCAGUGUUUCAGAUAUCAAAUGCCAAUCUAGGUUUGAAAAAACCUGCACUACUCAGUUCUACUACAAAAAAGGAGGGAAAGUUAUCAAAUCAAAACACCACUAAAAUACUCGGGGAAAGUCGCAGUUCAAAGAAGGUACAUAUACAGAUUUCUGAGUCAAACAAAGAAAUUGUGAACACCAGCGUAUCACAGCAUCAAACAAAGAGCCCAACUGAAGGAGCAGGGUUAAAUAUUCUCAGAUUGGUUUUAAACAGUACAGUGCACAGAGCCAAAAGAGAAGAACAUCAACAAUCAUUAAUUCCAUCAAAGGAGUAUAUCACCAAGACAACCAGUCACCAUUCACAAGUCAACUAUGAGCAGAUGUUGACAGUGAAUGAUCCCUUGCACUGGGAAGUAGUGACCUCAAAACAGAUUUACUCAAAGAUGGAGACCCAUUUGAAAACAACUUCAAAGAAAAGUUGUGGCAAAAGAAGCAGGAAGAAGGAGGAGGUUAUUCAAAGUCAAAGAAAUCCAAAACAAGUAAGCCUGCUAUCUAGAAUGUGGAUGUAAAGGAGCAUAGAAAGAAAAAUCAGGCACAGGACAGAACAGAUGUCAUUGUUGGCAUUUGUCUCAUCGUGUGGAGAGGAACUUUUCUGCCAGAACCAUAAGGAAGUUUGUUUAUUUGUUUGUUUCCAUGUUUGUUUUCCACCUCAUUUUUUUUCUUUUUUAAUGAUAAAGAGUCAUCAGCAUAGUUUCAAUUUAUCUAUGCCAGUUCCCAGAGGUAACUGGGCACUUGAACAGAAUCUGACUUACACACAAAUUAAAAAAACUAGGGCCCAAGUAAGUCCACAGAACUGGAAGUGAAAUCACAUUUGUGACUGCUGAACAUUAGAAUGCAAAAGCACUUUUCAGAUACUGCAGAACAGUCAUCCCUACACAGUUCUGACUACAUUUCCGCAGUGAAACAAUUAAACAAGAUGGGCUGCAGAGUGGUUACGUUUCCUUUCUGCUAAAUUAUCAGUUAUUGUUAUAUCUGACUUAGUUGCUGGGAGCUCUCAUCCCAUAAAUGUUCCUUGUCUCCAUGCA